AUGGAUCCAGGAUGGCGCCGCUGGUUUCACGCUAUAUUGCUAGCAGCGUCACGUGCCUCAGCCGCUCCCGGGCCGCGGAUAUGUCGCCAAGAGGUUGUGGCGUUCUGGGGCCUCCACACACAUAUCCCGCGAGUCUCCUCCGAAUUUCUUCACUUGCCUUGCGCCUGCUGAAUCCGGCCGAGAGCUAUGUCCUAGUAUUUACAUGUUGCCGAAUAUCAGAUCCGCGACACAUGCAAUCUCUUCUCAUCAUCAGGGCCAUUGUAUCCUUGAAGCAGAGUUCGUACGAUCCGUGCAGGCGCUACGUGACGCGUGGUCUCCACCAAAUUCAAGUCCAGAUGUACUUGCUGCAACAGCGUAUUUUGGGGUAGGU
Paraphaeosphaeria sporulosa is the source of this 370-nucleotide messenger RNA. RefSeq lists its product as uncharacterized. Lineage: Eukaryota; Fungi; Ascomycota; Dothideomycetes; Pleosporales; Didymosphaeriaceae. The transcript has a single exon. The record is from RefSeq and is a predicted model, not a curated record. The coding region runs from base 12 to 368 and encodes 118 amino acids.